CUGUCACUUGGUGUCAGUGUCUACCUGUCACUCGGUGUCAGUGUCUUCCCCUGUACUUGCUGUAGUACUAGUCCUGCUGGGUUUGACAUGUUCAUGAUGUUUGAACUUCAAAGUUGCUGAAGUUUAACGUAGUCAGUAGUCUGGCAGGAAGGUCAGUAAGUUACACUAACUCCAAAGCAGACCCAUGCCAACAUGGCAGAGCGGAAAGUACGUUUUGCGGAGAAAGACACAGCAGACAAGGAUGCUGAGCCAGCCAGCGACAAGGGUUGGAAUCGAACUUUCAGCAAGAAACACACACUGGACAGUGAUGAGGAAGACGACGAGAAAGAAGAAUCCAAAUACGAACUUCAUCAAGACGACGUUGAGGGAGCUGAAGAUGCUACUCUGGCUUCCGAGGGGGGUGUCCGAAUCACCCCUUUCAACCUGAGAGAGGAAAUGGAAGAGGGCAGAUUUGACGCCCACGGUAACUACUUUGAAAAGAAGGAAAAGCAAAUUCAAGACAACUGGCUGGACAAUAUUGACUGGAUGAGGGUCUCGGGGAAAGGCGGAGAAGAGAAAGUAGGGGAGGACGAUUACCUCCCUGACAGCCCCGAGCCAGAGCCCGGCAGACCCGAAAUCAAGAUCCUGGCGGACAUUGUCAGCUUCCUGAAACCAAGGGAGACCAUCGCCACGGCAGUGAGGAGGCUGGGUGGGGGCAAGAAAGCCAAGGGGGUUGCGGCGACCAGGAAGUGGGGCCCCAAGAAGGCCAGGAUGGAGGAGGCAGAAGAUGGGGAUAAGGCGCAAGGUGUGGACAAAGAGAGCAUGCUCAAGCUGACUGAAUUUGUGGACGAGCUGGUGGCGAGUGGCAAUUACGAGGCGUACCAGUACACGUACGAGAAAAUAACCCACCUGCUGAAAGAGGAGGAGGGGCGGAGCAAAAAGGAGGAAGAUAUCUUCGACAUGUUUGGAGAUGAACCGGUGAAGGAGAAAAUAACCACAGGAGGUCCGAAAGCCAGCAAGGAUGCCAACGGUUCAGGAAGCAAGGAAGCCAGUGGUUCCAAUCCUGCCAGCGAUUUGGACCCAGACAAGACAUACUGGGAGUACAAAUGGGAGAACAAAGAAGAUGCCGACAAGUACGGACCAUUUGAAAGUGAACAGAUGCAAGACUGGGUGGACCAGAAUUACUUCUCCGAUGGCGUGUGGGUCCGGAAGGUUGGAUCUGGUGGACAGUUCUACGACUCCAAGAGGAUUGACUUUGACUUGUACACGUGAAGUUCUUGCUCGACACAUUAUUUUUUUUUUCCGUGCUUGUAAAUAUAGGCCAGGAUUGCAUACCCACUGCUAAGACGACGCAAGAUCUUCUUAAUGAUAAAUCCAGUCCAUCACGUCUUUUCACAAGUCUUUCACAAGACCAGUUACAUGUACAAGUAUCAGGGGGAAGGACAAUAGGAAGCCUUUGUAACAGUCUUGAAAUAACUUGUGAUUUGACUCGUGGCUAGAUGGCUUGUGACGGACUUGCAGAGAUUUGUGAUGUUCUCCACUACAACGCUGCAUCCUACUGAGGGGCCAAGUGCCAUGCUCCCCCCCCGCCCCAAAGUUGCUUUGUUUGAACAUUUGGAAAAGCAGGUUUUUCGUCCAUUUCAUUUCCCUUAAAAAGCGUGUAAAAAGCAAGUCAAUGCAACCUCACCCCUCAGAAAGGUCAUGAAAGGUCGCACAAACGUUACAGAUUGUUUUCCCUUUCCCCAAAUUUCGAGCCCCCCCAAAAUUUGGUUCUGAAUCUGUCCUUGCAUCUUCCACCCGUGUCUUACUUUCCAAUUAAUUUACCCCCCUUUACAACGCGGAGGGCUAACAGGCUUAUUUCCACAACAAACACCAAUGCAAAGUUAAGUUUAUUCCUUUGGAGGCUUUUGGAAGUAAAAAAAAGUUCUAGAAGUCCUAAUUCGCCAAAACGAAGGCAUUUAAUGUUGCAUUAAAUAACUUGUACACUUGUGAGUUUGGAGAUUUUAAUUUUACCUUGGUUCUCAAUGCGAAGCCAGAAUCAUAUCCAAAGUCAUGCUCAUUUCAAUUUUUAAACAUGUACUUGUAUUCUUUUUAGUAUAACUGAAUGUAAGCAGUUUCAACAUUUGUAAUGAAAUUGUUACAAUAUUGCUUGCUUAUCAAUCAAGAAUUUUGGUUAUGUUUUCAGAAUGCAUAUUUAGACUUAUUAUCUUCAAGCAUCUAUAGGGAAACCACCACA
Acanthaster planci (crown-of-thorns starfish) is the source of this 2215-nucleotide messenger RNA. RefSeq names its product CD2 cytoplasmic tail binding protein 2 (gene cd2bp2). The record is from RefSeq and is a predicted model, not a curated record. NCBI's taxonomy places the organism in Eukaryota, Metazoa, Echinodermata, Asteroidea, Valvatida, Acanthasteridae. Gene Ontology annotation, molecular function: protein binding. Gene Ontology annotation, cellular component: U5 snRNP.